Messenger RNA from Naumovozyma dairenensis CBS 421, 5877 nucleotides. It is a transcript of the gene SLH1, whose product is annotated as RNA helicase. The transcript has a single exon. The record is from RefSeq and is a predicted model, not a curated record. The coding region runs from base 1 to 5877 and encodes 1958 amino acids. NCBI's taxonomy places the organism in Eukaryota, Fungi, Ascomycota, Saccharomycetes, Saccharomycetales, Saccharomycetaceae. Gene Ontology annotation, molecular function: nucleic acid binding; ATP binding; ATP hydrolysis activity.
AUGUCGGUUUCAUAUUCAGUGACGUCUGCUGGCUCAUAUAUGCAGGCAAUGCAGACUAUGAUCGAAGCCUCUCACUCUUUUAAUAUUGAUCGAGAAAAGGUUUCAAUCCCAACUAUAGACAAUGAAAUAAAAAAAGAGCACUCAUCUGAGCAUGAUAACACUACCACAUUGACUGUGCUAGCCCAAGAUAAGAAUGAAUGGGAUGAUAUUUAUAAAGAAUUCGAUGAUAUAUCGUUUGAACAACUACAAUCUGUUGUCGAAUCCUAUAAAAAAGGAAAUGUGACAUCUAUUUAUCAUAAAAUUAAUCGAUUGGUUCGAUCAUGUACAUCAUCAAUGCCUCCAGAUUCACUAUUAGAUUCAGUUAUUCAAUUGACAUUUACAUAUGAAAAAGGUGAACUAGCAAAGGAAUUAUUGGACUUCUUGGGCCCUGAAAAUAUUGAAUUGCUUUCGUUCUUAUUGGAACAUAGGAACCAGCUGAUUAACCAGCCUGUAGAAGAUGUCCUGCAACAGAUUAGAAACUCAGAAAAUAAUGGACCGCGUCUUUUAUCACAAAAGGAUAUUAGGAACCAAGUAUUACAGAAUGCAGAAUCAGCAAAAAAUCAGAAGUUAGAUCCAGCUCAAAAAGUUGUCAAAUAUCCACAUGUUUUCAGGAAAUAUGAAGCCAGUGGAUCAUCUUCACUUUCGUUCAGUGGACAGAAAUUUUCCUUACCUUUGGGAACUACAAGAACUUCCUUUCAAACAUUUGAAGAAAUUAUUAUUCCCGCAGCAGAUCCCUCUACCAAUAAGAAAUUUGUAUUUACAAAAUUGUUGAAGGUGGAAGAUUUGGAUUACUAUUGCAGGUCUGUCUUCAAAUAUGAAACUUUGAAUCAAAUUCAAUCGUUGGUAUAUCCUGUUGCUUAUAGAACAAAUGAGAAUAUGCUAAUCUGUGCACCAACAGGUGCAGGUAAAACGGAUAUCGCCCUUUUGGCAAUUUUAAAUGCAAUCAAACAGUUUUCAACGGCGAAUGAUGAUGGUGAAAUAGAUAUCCAAUAUGACGAUUUUAAAGUCAUAUACGUAGCUCCAUUAAAGGCCUUGGCUGCAGAAAUUGUUGCCAAGUUUAGUGAGAAACUGUCUGUCUUUGAUAUCAAAGUCAGGGAAUUGACUGGGGAUAUGCAAUUAACGAAAUCUGAAAUUAUAGAGACUCAAGUAAUUGUUACUACGCCAGAAAAAUGGGAUGUUGUAACACGUAAAGCAAAUGGGGAUAAUGAUUUGGUUUCUAAAGUUAAACUUCUAAUUAUUGAUGAAGUACAUUUAUUGCAUGAGGAUAGAGGUUCGGUCAUUGAGACAUUGGUUGCUCGUACCUUAAGACAGGUUGAAAGCUCUCAAUCCAUGAUAAGAAUUGUAGGUUUAUCUGCCACUUUGCCCAAUUUUAUGGAUGUAGCAGAUUUCCUGGGAGUAAAUAGACAAGUGGGGAUGUUUUACUUCGAUCAGUCAUUCCGUCCUAAACCUUUAGAACAACAAUUGCUUGGCUGUAGAGGAAAAGACGGUAGUAAACAAAGUAAGGAAAAUAUUGAUAAAACAUCAUAUGAGAAAUUACUGGAGAUGAUUCAAAGAGGAUAUCAAGUAAUGGUUUUUGUGCAUGCAAGAAAAGAGACGGUCAAGAGCUCGAGGACCUUUAUCAAAAUGGCCCAAUCGAAUGCUGAAAUAGAUCUUUUCGCUCCUGAUCCCUCCACGAAGGAUAGAUAUUCAAAACAAUUGGCGAAAAAUAGAGAUAAAGAUUUAAAGGAACUGUUUCAAUUUGGAUUCGGUGUGCAUCAUGCGGGCAUGUCAAGAUCAGAUCGUAAUUUAACUGAGAAAAUGUUUAAAGAUGGAGCAAUUAAAGUUUUAUGUUGUACUGCCACUUUGGCCUGGGGUGUGAAUCUUCCUGCCGAUUGUGUAAUUAUAAAAGGAACACAAGUCUAUGACUCUAAAAAAGGUGGUUUUAUCGAUUUAGGCAUAUCCGAUGUCAUUCAAAUCUUCGGUCGUGCUGGUAGACCAGGUUUUGGUUCUGCACACGGUACAGGUAUUCUUUGUACAUCAAAUGAUCGUCUUGAUCAUUAUGUUUCAUUGAUAACACAACAACAUCCAAUUGAAUCUAAGUUCGGAGCAAAAUUAGUGGACAACCUGAAUGCAGAAAUCUCUUUAGGUACAGUUACGAACGUCGAGGAAGCUAUCCAAUGGUUAGGUUAUACUUACAUGUUUGUUAGAAUGAAGAAAAAUCCAUUUACUUAUGGUAUCGAGUGGGAUGAGGUCGCCUCUGAUCCACAACUCUAUGAAAGGAGGAAACGAAUGAUCGUUACUGCAGCACGAAGGUUGCACUCCUUACAGAUGAUUGUCUUUGAUGAAAUAUCUAUGCAUUUUAUUUCCAAAGAUCUUGGUAGAGUCUCUUCAGACUUUUACUUAUUGAACGAAUCCGUUGAAAUCUUCAAUCAAAUGUGUGACCCACGUGCCACUGAAGCAGACGUACUAUCAAUGAUCAGUAUGAGUAGUGAGUUUGAUGGUAUUAAAUUUAGAGAAGAAGAGGCGAAGGAAUUAACUGGGCUUUCAGAUUCUGCAGUAGAAUGUCAGGUUGGUGGUGCCUUGGACACACCACAAGGUAAAACUAACGUUUUAUUACAGGCUUAUAUUUCACAGAGUAGGAUUAUGGACUCUGCAUUGUCAUCGGAUGCAAACUAUGUCGCCCAGAAUUCUGUCAGAAUCUGUCGUGCCUUAUUUUUGAUUGGGGUUAAUAGAAGAUGGGGUAAUUUUUCGAAAGUCAUGCUAGAUAUUUGCAAAUCUAUUGAAAAGAGACUGUGGUCAUUUGAUCAUCCUUUAUGUCAGUUCGACUUGCCCGAAAACAUCAUCCAUCAAAUUCGCACCAAGCGUCCUUCCAUGGAACAUCUACUCGAACUUGAACCGGAGGAGUUAGGUGAGCUUCUUCAUAAUAAAAAAAUGGGUGGUAAAUUGUAUAGUUUAUUAAGUCGUUUCCCAAAAAUUCAAAUUGAAACAGAGAUAUUUCCCAUUUCUUCUAACGUCAUGAGAGUACAUGUUACUUUGAAGCCGGAUUUCAUAUGGGAUGGUAGAAUACAUGGUGAUGCUCAGUUCUUCUGGGUGAUGGUUGAGGAAUCAGAUAAAUCACAAAUUUUACAUUUCGAAAAAUUCAUUUUGAACAGACGUUACGUGAAAAAUCCUCAUGAAAUGGAUUUCAUGAUCCCGCUUUCCGAUCCAUUGCCACCACAGAUUGUUGUCAAAGCUGUGUCGGACACUUGGAUUGGUUGUGAAUCUACACAUGCUAUAUCCUUCCAGCACUUGAUUAAACCGCACAAUGAAACUUUACAAACUAAACUGCAACGUUUGAGGCCGCUACCAACAACAGCUCUUCAUAACUCUCUCAUUGAAAGUAUUUACCCGUUCAAGUACUUUAAUCCAAUGCAAACUAUGACAUUUCAUACUUUAUAUAAUACCAAUGAAAAUGUAUUCGUUGGUUCACCUACUGGUUCAGGUAAAACUGUUGUUGCAGAAUUGGCCAUCUGGCAUGCAUUUAGAGAAUUUCCUGGUAAGAAAAUUGUGUAUAUCGCACCAAUGAAGGCGUUAGUUAGAGAAAGAGUUGAUGAUUGGAGUAAAAGAUUCACACCAGUGACAGGAGAUAAAGUAGUUGAAUUGACUGGUGAUUCUCUGCCCGAUCCUCGUGAUGUCAGGGAUGCUACUAUCGUAAUUACCACACCUGAAAAAUUUGAUGGUAUCUCACGUAAUUGGCAAACUCGUAAAUUUGUGAAGGAUAUUUCAUUAGUUAUUAUGGAUGAAAUUCAUUUAUUGGCAAGUGAUCGUGGUCCAAUUUUAGAGAUGAUUGUUAGUCGUAUGAACUAUAUUGCAUCGAAAACGGGUCAACCGAUUCGUCUGCUUGGUAUGUCAACUGCUGUUUCGAAUGCCCAUGAUAUGGCUGGAUGGCUUGGCGUAAAAAAUAAUGGUUUAUACAAUUUCUCAUCUAGUGUACGUCCAGUUCCAUUGAAGAUGUACAUAGAUGGUUUCCCAGAUAAUUUAGCAUUUUGUCCAUUAAUGAAAACUAUGAAUAAGCCUGCUUUUAUGGCAAUUAAACAACAUUCUCCUGAUAAGCCUGCUUUGAUUUUUGUUGCAUCUCGUAGACAAACAAGAUUAACGGCGUUAGAUCUGAUUCACUUAUGUGGUAUGGAAGAUAAUCCAAGGAGAUUUUUGAAUAUUGAUGACGAAGAAGAGCUACGGUAUUAUAUUUCCCAAGUAACUGAUGAUACGUUGAAACUAGCUUUACAAUUUGGUAUUGGGCUACAUCAUGCUGGUUUAGUGGAAAAAGAUCGUUCAAUUUCACAUCGACUUUUCGAGCAAAACAAAGUUCGAAUUUUAAUUGCGACAUCUACAUUAGCAUGGGGUGUUAACUUACCUGCACAUUUAGUUAUUAUCAAAGGUACUCAAUUCUUUGACAAGAAAAUUCAAGGAUACAAAGAUAUGGAUCUAACAGAUAUUUUGCAAAUGAUGGGAAGAGCUGGUAGACCAGCAUAUGACACUAGUGGUACAGCCAUUGUUUAUACUAAAGAAUCAAAGAAGAUGUUUUACAAACAUUUCUUAAAUGUCGGAUUCCCCGUCGAAUCUUCGCUACAUAAAGUACUAGAUGACCAUAUGGGUGCUGAAAUAACAUCUGGUACUAUUACAAACAAGCAAGAGGCUCUUGAUUUUUUGAAUUGGACCUUUUUCUUCCGUAGAGCUCACCACAAUCCUACUUAUUAUAAUAUCGAAGUUGAUACUGGAGAUGCAGGUGUUAGCAAACAUCUGAGUGAAUUAAUCGACUCUACUCUGGAAAACUUAAAGGAAUCCCGAUGUAUUUCUAUACAUGGUACUGAUAUUGAACCAACCCCGUUCUUAAGCGUUGCAUCCUAUUAUUAUAUUUCGCAUAAGACAAUCCGUUUACUAUUGAAACAAAUUUAUAACAAGGCAACAUUUAGAGACGUUUUAAAAUGGUUAUCAUUAGCUGUUGAAUAUGAUGAUUUAGCUGUUAGAGGUGGCGAAACUAUAAUGAAUGUUGAAUUAUCUGCCCAAUCGAGAUAUUCUGGUGAAAGUACUUUCACGGGAGAAUGGGAAUUACCAAUAUUCGAUCCUCAUGUUAAGGCCUUUUUAUUAUUACAAGCAUAUUUAAGUCGUGCUGAUUUACCAAUUGCUGAUUAUAUUCAAGAUACUGUCUCUGUUUUAGAACAAUCGCUACGUAUUUUGCAGGCCUAUAUUGAUGUGGCAAGUGAAUUGGGUUAUUUCGAAACAGUAUUAACCAUGAUCAAAGUUAUGCAAUGUAUUAAACAAGGAUGCUGGUAUGAAGAUGACCAAACUAGUACUUUGCCAGGGUGUACAUUAACGAGACAUGUCGAUAUGGAAUUUACUGAACAGGGAUAUCCUUUACAACCUAAACAGGGAUUGUUGUCAUUGAAUGAAAUUGGUACUUUUAGUUAUAAAAAAUUACAAAGUUUGAUAAGAAAGUUUAAUAUUGAUGAUGAAGACACUAAACAGUUCUUAUAUAUUACACAACGAUUACCCGUUUUGAAAGACAUUGGCUUUAAGAAACAGAUAGAUAAUGACAAAAUAACUUUAACUGCGUCCCAUUCCAAUAAUAAAUCUACUAAAGGAUUUGAAGUGUAUUGUAGUAAAUUUCCAAAAAUACAGAAAGAACUUUGGUUUUUGAUUGGUUAUGAAGGCUCGGAAUUGGUACUACUAAAAAGAUGUCAACCACGUCAGCAUGGUAAAGAAGUUGUUCUUUCUUGUGAUUUAUUGAUACCUGAAGAGUUGCAAAACCAUAAGAUUUAUUUCUUAUUGGUAAAUGAUGCGAUGGAUAUUAAAUACCAAUUAUCUCAUAAAAUUUUGUAA